Messenger RNA from Lipotes vexillifer (Yangtze River dolphin), 1482 nucleotides. RefSeq names its product RAN binding protein 3 like (gene RANBP3L). NCBI's taxonomy places the organism in Eukaryota, Metazoa, Chordata, Mammalia, Artiodactyla, Lipotidae. Bases 1 to 1482 code for a protein of 493 amino acids. Gene Ontology annotation, biological process: protein export from nucleus. The record is from RefSeq and is a predicted model, not a curated record. The transcript is spliced from 15 exons.
AUGUCUACCAUACAAAGAAAGGGCAGCAGCCACCUGUUCAACAGUUUGCACACCUGUAGACUGAAGGUUCCAGAGGACCAGCAACAUCAAGAAAAAUCUGUCAUUGCUCAACCAAUAUUUAUUUUUGAAAAGAGAAAACAAACUUUUAAGAGACCUGCAGAAGACACCCUGUAUGAAGCAGCAGAACAUGAGUGUAAUGAUUCUUCAAGAAAGCGUGUCCGGUCUUCAUCUUUUACUUUGCAUACUACAGAUUCUCAGUCCCAAGAAGCAUCAACCUUGUCCCAGAAGCGACUAAGAUCGUCAUCCUUCACGGAUCUCCCGACCUUCCCCCCUUCUGGGCCAGUGAAGAAAAACAAUGUUUUUAUGACAUCAACUUUUGUGCAAAGGAAUGUUGAUACGAACAGUGCAGAACAAGGCCCUGUGAAACAUUCUGAACAUGUUCUAAGACCUGCUAUCUUGCAGCCACCUCAAGCUCAAAAGUGUAUAAAAGUAAGAAAAGCAUUUGGACACGAUGUGCUGGAAUCCUGCAAGAGUAGAGAAAAAAACAAAAAUAAGAUUUCUGAGGAGAACUCCUAUUUGCUAAGUGAAAAUUUACCAAGUGCCAGAAUUUCAGUCCAGCUGUCUACUAACCAGAAUUUUUUAGGUCCUACAUCAGUAGGAUGUCAACCAAAUGAAGAUAAGUAUUCUUUUAAAAGCUGCAGUUCUGAUUUCGUUUUUGGAGAAAACAUGGUAGAAAGAGUUUUGGGUACUCAAAAACUCACUCAGCCUCAACUUGAAAAUGAUUCAUACAUCAAGGAAAAACCAUUCAAAUUCACUUUAAAAUUUCCUAUCAACGCUCCAAACUCAAGAACAGACUCUCUUAAGAAUAUACCCCUAACUGAAUCAGCUGCUGCUUUCUCUUCUAAACCAUCACCAAAAUGUUUGCUGGAGAAAAUUGAUGUCAUAACCGGGGAGGAGACAGAGCACAGUGUGUUAAAGAUCAACUGCAAGCUUUUUAUAUUCAACAAAACAACACAGUCCUGGAUUGAAAGGGGCAGAGGAGCUUUGAGACUGAAUGACACAGCAAGCAGUGAUUGUGGAACAUUCCAGUCAAGACUAAUUAUGCACAAUCAAGGCAGCCUGAGGCUGAUUCUCAAUAGUAAACUCUGGGCUCAAAUGGAGAUUCAAAAAGCAAACCACAAAAAUUUACGAAUAACAGCUACUGAUUUAGAAGACUAUAACAUCAAAGUGUUUUUAAUUCAGGCCAGUGCCAAAGAUACAGGAUGUAUGCAUGCAGCAAUACAUCACCGUCUUGUUGCACUUCGAAGCUUCUAUAAGCAGAAAGAUGCAAAUCAAGCUGAAAGCCAGUCAGAAACAGUCCUCCAACAAUUUAACUGUGAUAGCUGUGAUGAGGAUGAGGAUGAGAAUGAUUUUAUCCAAGUCACUAAAACUAGAUCAGAUUCUUCUAGGUGGACCCACAGACAGUCGGUUGCCUGUUCAUGA